Molecule: messenger RNA, 7401 nt
Organism: Stomoxys calcitrans (stable fly)
Lineage: Eukaryota; Metazoa; Arthropoda; Insecta; Diptera; Muscidae
Gene: Cep164
Exons: 6
Coding region: 887-5404 (1505 amino acids)
Molecular function (GO): protein binding
Source: RefSeq, a predicted model, not a curated record
UUAAUUUUGUAGGGAUACAAAACUCAGACAUUGCUUAAAAUAACUUUGACCAUAUAGGGGUAUGGAAAGCGGCUUUGUAGUCAACAAAGAAAUGGUAGUUGUUGAUUUGUCUCUCUCAUGUCUUUUCCAGGAUUUGGUGUAGUGUGAAUAUCUGAUCCAGGGUUUUAAUCUUUCACACAGUACGCUCGAGAGUAUCUUGUAUGCGGUGGGGAGGAUACUUAUUCCUCUGUAGUUGGCACAUUCCGUCUUGUCUCCUUUCUUGUGUAUGUGACAUAGUAUGCUGAGGAUCCAAUCAUCGGGUAUGCGUUCUUCUUGCCAGAUUGCGCAGAUAAGCUGAUGCAUAUGCCUUAUCAGCGUGUCGCCUCCGGUUGAGCGGGUAACCCGUCGGCACCUGCUGCCUUGGGUCACUGCUACUUGGACCACAUUCUGACUAUGAGGUAAACAUUCUAUACCAUCAUUAUUGAUUGGUUCGGCGGUAUCCUCUUCGCCGCCAACUUCGGACACUAGGAGUCACAAUUUGCACCAAUAGUCAUCAUAGCAAGUACAAAAAACAAGAACAAAACAGAGUAAAAAUUCAUUUCAAGAUGAGUAGUAGAAUCGUUUAGAAGAGUCAAUCAUCACUCGCACGAAGAAUGAGAAGAAAGAAAUUAAUUUAGUUGUCAAUGAACCAUCAUUAAAUUCAACAACCACAACAACACCAACAUCAACAAGCGUCGUGUGCGUGCAUUUUUCCAAACAUAGAUUCGAUUUAAAUUUAUUUUGUCAUUUGCGUCUCGAGCGAAAACCCGCAAAACAAAAAAUAGAAUGAUUUGGUAGCGAAAAUUUGCUGUUUUGGUGUUUUUCAUUUUGUUUUACAUAUCUUUUGCGUGUAACAACCAACAACACAAUGGCUGAGUCAAUAUCUUCCACUACAUCGUCUUCGUGCCGUUUGGAUGACGCUGCCUCACAUUCCGAUUCGAUUGUGUGCCAGGGAUUCUACAGUGAUUCUUCCUUGCAGCCAACGGAGGAAGAUAUUCAAGAAUAUGCCAAAACUAUUGGCAUUGAUCCGGUCAAGGAGCCUCACUUAUUGCACUUGGCCAAGGAGGGUCUAAUGCGCCCAUUGCCUGCUAACUGGCAGUUAUGUUCAGCGGAUGAAAUAGGAGAUCCUUAUUACUAUAACAUUAAAGCGAAUAACACGCAACGUGAACAUCCUUUAAAUGAGUACUAUCGUCAAUUGGUGAGGCAGGAGAGGCAAAGACACAAUGAGUUUCCCCUGAAAAUUGGCAUGAAUAAUACAACAAAAAUGGAAGAUAAACCUACACCAGGCUCCACACCUCCCAGCAGGGCGGACAUAUUUGGUAGAAAUGCACAGUCACGAAAUAGUGUUAAGGCCAAGGCAUCACUAUGGGAUCAGGCAUUCGAUGAGGUCUACAACAAGGUAAUACAACAAGAGAAACCCAAGCAGGAGCCAGUGAAGAAAUCCGCAGCAGCAACAGCCCUUAAUGCUGAAGAGGCUGUGGAGGCCAUGGAGACUACAAUGGCAUCGCCUGCAAAGAAAGCUGCGGCCAAGACCUCUGAAAAAGAUUUCGAUAUACAAAGUCCUCCCUCGGGCGAGGGCAAUGAGAAGGUCCAAAAUAGCUCGGAAACCUCUUCGUCAUCUUCGGGUCAGUCGGUUCAUGCCGCAACAACAGGAGCCAUACCUAAACUAUAUGGCAGCUCAGGUCCCAGCUCUACCACAGCCAGUGGUUUCAGUGGCAAUGUGAAUCGUUUUCUGGAGACUAGAUCUAAAAAUUUUCCCAAAACUUUGGGUAAAAUACCCACAGGCUUUAAUGUCAAAGCAGGCAAUGAAAAAUAUCCCUUUCAAGAUAAAGGUGACAAGGAAACGGAUAUUCUGCAUCAGCAGGAGGAGGUUAAUGAUAAGAAAGGUUUCACCCUCUCCGGUACAGGGGCCAUGUUUCUAAAGUCUCGCCGCCAUUUUGGCAUAUCCUCCUCUGAACCUCCGGUCAAUUAUAAAGUGGUGGUGGAGGGAGAGGUGGGCACUCCUCCCGGCUACAAGAGUAUUUUGCGUGAGACUGGCCUGGAAGAGGUCAAGCGUCGUUGGCAAAGGGAGUUUGCCAAGAGCGAUCAACGCGCCAUAUCCGACACAGAUGCUGAUGAUAGAAAGAAUGUGCGCUUCAAUCUGGAUGAAGCCAGAAUUCCCAGUUCCAGCGAAGAGGAAUUGAAUGCAGAAAUGUCUUCCGAGUCUGAAGAUGUCAAUGAUGUGGAUGAUCCCUGGGGUGAUGAGGAAUUGGAUGAAUUCGAAGAUCUAGAGCAUGAUGAUGAUGUGGAGGAGGUUAAUGCCUGCGUGGGCAUAGGCACUUUGCCCAUGGAGGCCGGUUUGAGCUAUCAACGCAGUCUCAAUCCCUUCCUGAUCAAUGAUGAGAGACAUUUGAAGGAGAUAAAAGUCACCCCGGUGAGCAAAAGUCAAACCAUACAAAUGCUUAAGGCGCAAAGUUUUUCCAUACACAUGAAGGCCAAAGAAGCCGAAGCCAAUGUGGCCAGUGAAUCCAAGGAAUUGGAUAAUCCCAUAGCUGUUCAGUAUCUGGCCAAGUUCAAGGAAAUAGGAGCGGUGAAACCCAUGUAUGAGGACACCGAUUCUGACUCCAAAGGCAGUUCUGGGCAUAGCAUUGUUGUGAACAAGCAAGAACCUGCCGCCAUGGCCCACAGUCCCUCCAACAAUCCCUUUGAGAUGGACGACCUGGCGGUUGAGGUUGAGCCUGCAAAACCUGCACAGGUGGUGGUGCAGGCUAGUGAGAAACCCUCAACGGUAAGAUCCUUUAAGGUGGCCUCCAAACUGGUGGGCUUUCUGAGGAAAGACCCGGAAAAGAAUGAAGCCAGCAAAGACAAGGACUCAGAUGACAAUUCCUUUGAAAUGGACAAAGACAGGCCUAUGUGGAUAAGCGAGGAUGGCUAUGAGUCCGAAUGUCCUGGCAACAAUCCUUUCGAUUUGGAUGAACUGGGUCGCCGUCAUAGCCGUGAUGUAGAGCUGCUGGAAAAGAAAUUGCGCAUGUCCAAAAAUGAAAGACCCACAACACGUUCCUUUAGGGUGGCCUCCAAGCUGGUCAACUUGUUGAAGAAGGACAAUGAAAAAGCUUCCUCCUCCUCGGAUUCCAGCAAAUCCGCAGAAUCACAAGAAAAAUCCAUGGAGGAGUUAAGGGAAUCCUUGGAGAAACAAAGGCAGACUUGGAUCAAAGAGGAACGCGAGAAGAUGGAGGAGCAGCUGCAACAAGAAAUCAGCCAAAUUAAAAAGGACCAUGAACAGAAACUGCGCAACAUACGCCAUGAAUAUGAUCUACGCUUGACUUCAUUUCGCCACCAAACUGAGGAAGCCCUGGAAUUGGAAAUGGCAGAAUACCGCAGACAAAUAGAGGAGGAAUACGAGGGGAAGCGCAACACUGUGGUCGAUGAGCACAAAACCCAAAUGGCCACGGUGCAAAAGAAUCACGCGGAGAUAUUGGAGGAGCUGGAACGCGAUCUGAAGAGCGAGGAGGAAAUGAUUAAGAAGGAGCAUGCCACAAAACUGCAGCAGAUGAAGGAUAAACUCAAUGAUGAGCUGGAAGCCGAACGCCAACGCAUGAAGGAGUCCGGUGAGGAGAGGCUCUAUGAGAAGGUGCGUUGUGAGAAACGCCUGCUGGAGGAUAAAUAUCGCUGUCUAAAAGAGAAGUAUGCCCGUCUAAAGACGGAGGUCAAACUUUCGGUGGAGAGGCGCAAUCGCCGCAGAGAAGCCCAGGCCUUGCAGCAAAAGAAUUUGCAUACUACCACCACAGGCUCAGAGACAGAACGUUCGACUUCACAUAGGCCUCCAAUUACAACGGUGAGUAGUGAAAAUCGUUCGGCUAGCACUACACCGGGGAGUGGACAAAGCUCCAAGCCUCCAGUGCCCAAUAAGACUCAUCUGGUGAAUGCCAGCAAGGACACCACACCAUCUACAGAGCGCAGCUCCGAAAGAGUGGUGUCCUCAAGUUCGCGGAGACCCGGGGCCUCGCCCAAGUAUGCCCGCCAUCUAAGGGUGCAAGAUGACACCACCUCGGUCAGCCAAUCCGAUACCACUAUAUCCAAUAAUUAUCCCAAAGGCAGAUAUCUGCUGACGCCUAGUACAGCUCUCAGCGAUAAUGGCAAUUCUGAUUCGGAGGCCUUUGCCAGCAAUGUGGAGAACAAUAACAACUCUCGUCGCGGCAGUGGUGCAGGACCGCAACAGCCUCAACAGCGCAAAAAGCAAUUCACAAGACUCAAAUCGGCCUCAACAUCUCGCCUCAAUACGGACAACAUUAAAAAUGAACGUCCCUGUACCCCAGUGGAGAAUCUGCGCCAUCAACUGCAAAAGCUAGAAGACCUAGAAGAUCAAUUACCCGACAAUGCCUUGGAGGCCACCUAUCAUUUGCGCUAUCCCUUCUCGGACAUAUCGAAUGCGGACUAUGCCGCAGGCUCCAGUUCCGAAUUGGAGUUCUUCAAACAUCGCAUACACCUGGAGAGGGAUUCGGUACGCCGAGCUAAGGAGUCAUUGCGUUCGCAAAGAACUACCUUUAGAGCUAGACAGCGAGAAAUCAAGCAAAGGCACAAUAACAUGGCCACACGUCACAGUCUCGAACAGCUGAUACAGGAAGAGAAAGAUCUCACCGAAAUGGAGGUGACACUGCAUCGGACACGUGCCUUGUUGGGCGAGAAGGUCAUACGGCUGCGCCAUUUGGAGCAGAGUGUCAUGCGCAUAUGUGACAAAGCUGGCAACAAGGCAUCGCUCGACCUAUUGAGUGUGGAGCCAAAAGAAGAUGCAACUUUGAGUGAUUUGUCGUCUCAGUCUAGCUCCGGUUUUAGUAGUACCGAUUUGGCCAGCGGCGAUACUCAGAAUCUAAAUAAGCGCAGAGAGUUUCACAAUUUGGAGUCCAAUGAGUGCAUAAAGAAUUUGGAAAUAUUGAAUGCGGAAAUAAGAGAGAUAUUGGAUUUGUUGGGCAGAGGAGGUCAGCAGACAGGUUUUAACAUACCCAUGAUACCGCCAGCAGAAUUGAAUUGGUCUCAUAUGAUGGGUUCCCCAGGAGCGGGAACCACUCCCAUAAGUCCAACACCAGAUCGCCGUGAGGGUUAUCGAAAACUAAGCUCUGGCAAUACCUCCACCAUAGAUCGCAUGCAAAAUUCCAUGAUGGCUGCCAAGACCAUAGCCUCUCAAAAUCCCAAAGCCAUCAACUAUACCAACAGCCUGGUGGAGAGAACACGUGAUAUACGUAAUUGGCUGAAACAGGCCAAAAAUGAACAUGAGCUGGCCAGUCCCAAAAACUUGGGGUUAACAAGUCCUCAGGCUGCCAGUGGUCAAUUGACACCCAAUAAUGCUUCGGGCAGUGAGGGUGGUGUUAGUCCCGUGGGAGCAGUGGGACCAUCACCUGGCAACUCUUAAAGCAAAUGAAAGAGAGAGCAAGAGAGAGAAGAUAUGAGAAAACUAUCAACUGACAAUUAAGUUUCCUUGUAAGCUCCAAGGAAACUCCAACAAAAAUCACUGAUGAUGAUUAGGUUGUGCUCUAAGUGUAGUAGUAAUCGUUAGAAUUGAGGAACUGUCGUAUAUUAUGGUGCCAAAGAAUUGAGUAUUAAAACUUUAUGAGUGAUUGCUAGAACUUUUUUCAAUAGCAAACAAUAAUGACGUUGAAAAAAAAACAGCAGAAAGAACUAACGAUUGACCGAUAGAUAGAUAGAUAGACAGACAGACAGACAGAUAGGCUGAUAGUAGUUACAUACAAUACUUGGAAACAUUAUUUCAAACGAUAUUGUCAAAAUUUAGUUGUAAAAUGAAACAAGACACUCUGACAUAGGCCAGGAGCUCGAUGACUCCUUGUGCUUGGCUAAUAGUAAUAGCAGUAGUAUAGAAAAAUAUACAUUAAAUGAUAAAAAAACAUAGUUAAAGAAUGAAGAAAUCAUAAAGAAUAUCGUUUAGAUCGUCUAAGGGUCUUUUAGGUGAAGAGAGUAUUUAAGGAUGCCCUCAAACUAUUUUGACUAGCCUUUGGAUGAUUAAAUUUAGUGAGGCUGCAUAUAAAGUUGUUAUAAUUUGUUUGGAGAUGUAAACGCGAACCGUUUUAAGAUGGCCAUAUAUUGUUUACCCCUAUCAUACAGGUUGAAAUGGUUCACCCUCUUUAGAGAAGUACUGGCAUACGCCCGGUUGCUUCGCUACACCCGAUGCUGCACAGUCAGAAGUCAAGGUGUAACUGUAUCCCAAUUUUAAAAGCUCUGGCUCAAUCCGGAAAGGAAGUACAAUUUUAAAUGUUUUUAUGCCCACUACCAUAGGUUGAGGGUAUACUAGUCAUUCCCUUUGUAAAUGCAAAUUUUGCCCAUGAAUAUUCCACUAAGGAACAGGGGCAACGCAGGACCGUACUGUGGUCAGGCAGUCUAAAACAGAUCUCAGUCCCUGGGUUCUCAAUGUAGACUCAAAAACGGCUGAACUGAUUUCCUUGAAAUUUUCACAGAUUGUGUAGGUUGGUCUAGAAGGGAACAUAGGCUUUAAAAUUUUUUGAUAUCGGGAAGCGGCGGACCCUCCCCCUUACCCCAAAACACUACCCAAAAUUAAAAGUGAACCGAUCGGGACAAUAUGGGACUCAAAUGAAAAGUAUUCAGGAGCACACUACGAAUUUCGUAUAAAAAUUGGGUCCCAGUAGCCGGGGGGACGCAAAACCCACCAAAAUAAGUUUAUAUGACGACCAUGACAAUAUGGGACUCAAAUGAAAGGUAUUCGGGAGUCAGGAAGGAGGAAAAGGCUUUAUAAUUUGUUGAUAUCGGAAGGGGCCGAACGUUCCCCGGUGACCCCUAAAACACCACCCAAAAUCAAAAGUGGACCAAUAAGGACAAUAUAGAUAUCAAAUGCAAGGUAGUGGAGAGUAGAAUAUUAAUAUGGUAUUUAAAAUUGAUUCCAAGUACCCAGGAAGUCGCCCUAACCCCAAAACUUCUAAAAGCAGCCAAAUGCAACGUCCAUAUCAAUAUGGGGCUCAAAUGAAAGGUAUUGGGGAGUAGAUUACGAAUCUGGCAUAUAAAAUCCGAUCGAAGUGUAGGGGGUCACCCAAUCCCCAAAAAUGGCUUAUGACCCAUCAUGACUCGGUUUACUUGUUUGUUUUGUAGAAUCAAAAACGGCUCAAGCAAUUUUCUUAAAAUUUUCACAGAUUGUGUAGGUUUUUGUGGAAGGAAACAUAGGUUAUAUAAUUUUUAGAUAUUGGGUGGUGAACGACCCUCCCACUUACCCCAAAAACGCCACCCAAAACCAAAAGUGGACUGAUAAGCACAACAUGGGAAGAAAACGAGUAUCGUAUUAAAUUUUGGGUUCAAGUACCCAGCGGGGGCCACCCCAACCCCAAAACUCCUCGACGUUCAUGUCAAUAUGGGACUCAAAUAAAAAGUAUUCGGCAUUAGAUUGCA